UCGUGGUGUCCGAAGACCCAAAGUCGUAUUUAGCUCAACAGCGCGAAGAUUUUCCUCUCAACAAUUGCCAGAUUUUGUUUCUCGAUUGUUCGGUGACAGAUUAAGUGCAAUGAGGAAAUGGGCGAUCCCUUCCGCUCUUCUUCUGUUAAUCAUCUUCUCUACCAUUCCGGAUCAGGGUCGUAGGCUUCAAGCGAAUGCCGGGGACCGUGGCGGGAGGUGGGGUUGUGCAGAUGAGAUUGAGAAUCCGCCGAAGGUGGAGGAGAAGCUUAGAGCUGUACCUAGUGGAGUGUCCACGGACUCUGAUGUCUCCAAGAGAGAGUCGGAGUCGAUCGGAAGGAGCUCUCUGCGUAGUAGCUCGGAGAAGUUUGAGUUCCAGGCGGAAGUGUCCCGUUUGAUGGAUAUUAUCAUUAACUCUCUCUACAGUAACAAAGACAUCUUCUUGAGGGAACUCAUAUCCAAUGCCUCUGAUGCGCUGGACAAGAUCAGGUUCCUCUCGCUCACAGAUAAGGAGGUCCUAGGGGAAGGCGACAAUGCAAAGCUUGAGAUUCUGAUUAAGUUAGACAAGGAGAAAAAGAUUCUUUCAAUUCGGGACAGAGGUAUUGGUAUGACGAAAGAAGAUUUAAUUAAAAAUUUGGGAACCAUUGCCAAAUCGGGAACUUCAGCUUUUGUGGAGAAGAUGCAGGCGAGUGGUGAUCUGAAUCUAAUCGGGCAAUUUGGUGUUGGGUUCUAUUCUGUAUAUUUGGUAGCUGAUUAUGUGGAGGUCAUUAGCAAGCAUAAUGAUGACAAGCAGUAUGUCUGGGAAUCUAAAGCUGAUGGCUCCUUCGGCAUCUCUGAAGACACGUGGAAUGAGCCUUUGGGCCGUGGAACUGAAAUCCGUUUGCAUCUUAGAGAUGAAGCUAAGGAGUAUCUUGAUGACAUUAAGUUGAAGGAGCUGGUUAAGAAGUAUUCUGAGUUCAUCAACUUCCCAAUUUAUCUAUGGACAAGCAAAGAGGUGGAUGUGGAAGCUCCUUCUGAUGAAGAGGAGUCUGGUGAAGAAGAAGAAUCAUCCGAGACACCCAGUUCAGAAGGAGAAACAGAGGAAGAAGCUGAGUCAAAGCCUAAGAAAAAGACUGUUAAAGAGACAACUUUUGAGUGGGAGCUUCUGAAUGAUAUGAAGGCAAUUUGGCUCCGAAACCCCAAGGAGGUUACUGAAGAAGAAUAUACAAAGUUCUACCAUUCUAUCUCGAAGGAUUUUGGUGAUGAAAAACCUUUGGCUUGGACUCACUUUGUUGCUGAAGGUGAUGUAGAAUUUAAAGCUUUGCUUUUUGUUCCUCACAAGGCACCUAGUGAUCUCUAUGAGAGCUAUUAUAAUACCAAAAAGUCCAAUCUGAAGCUUUAUGUUAGGCGAGUGUUCAUUUCUGAUGAAUUUGAUGAGCUUCUUCCCAAGUACCUCAACUUUUUGCUGGGUCUGGUUGACUCUGACACACUCCCACUUAAUGUAUCACGAGAGAUGCUUCAACAGCAUAGCAGCCUGAAAACGAUUAAAAAAAAAUUAAUACGCAAGGCCCUUGAUAUGAUUCGAAGAAUUGCUGAUGAAGACCCUGAUGAAUACUCCAACAAAAAUAAGACAGAUAUUUCCAGCGAGAAUGAAGAGAAAAAGGGACAGUAUGCAAAAUUCUGGAAUGAAUUUGGCAAAUCUAUAAAGCUGGGCAUCAUUGAAGAUGCACAAAACAGAAACCGUCUUGCUAAGCUUCUGAGGUUUGAGAGCACAAAGUCAGAAGGGAAGCUUGCGUCACUGGAUGAGUACAUUUCUAGAAUGAAAGCUGGACAGAAGGACAUUUUCUAUAUUACUGGAACCAAUAAAGAGCAGUUGGAGAAAUCUCCUUUCCUUGAGAGGCUCACAAAGAAGAACUAUGAGGUCAUUUUCUUCACUGAUCCAGUCGAUGAGUAUUUGAUGCAAUACCUAAUGGAUUACGAAGACAAGCAUUUCCAGAAUGUGUCCAAGGAAGGUCUGGAGCUUGAGAAGGAGUCCAAGAUCAAAGCCCUCAAGGAAUCUUUCAAGGCUCUUACCAAAUGGUGGAAGACUGCUCUCGCCAGUGAGAAUGUCGACUCCGUAAAGAUCAGCAAUCGUCUGGACAACACUCCCUGUGUUGUGGUCACAUCCAAAUAUGGUUGGAGCGCAAAUAUGGAGAAGAUCAUGCAGGCUCAGACUCUCUCAGAUUCUAGCAAGCAGGCUUACAUGCGUGGCAAGAGGGUUCUGGAGGUUAAUCCAAGGCAUCCCAUUAUAAAGGAACUAAGGGAAAGAGUUCCUGAGGAUGAGAGCUUGAAGCAGACUGCCAGGCUCAUAUAUCAGACAGCACUGAUGGAGAGCGGCUUCAACCUACCUGAUCCCAAAGACUUUGCCAGCAGCAUCUACGGUUCCAUCAAGAAAAGUCUUGACAUUAGUCCAGAUGCAGCCGUGGAAGAAGAGGAAGAAGCAGAAGAAACUGAGGCCGAAGAGAAGGGAGCGACCACCAAUGACGUCGAAACCGACGAAAUCAAAGAGGAGGCUGAGUUCUCCGUCAAAGAUGAAUUGUAGAAGAAAAUGGUUAUACCUUUUCUUUCUGUAUGGGGUGUUUGAUUUUGAUAAAGAGUCCCCCUCCCCUGUGUUACAGCCACCCAUCACCCAAGUUAGGAGAAGCUCCCUGAGCCGUCUGAUCUUUUUUGUAAGAGUGUGAUCGGAAUAACUCUCGAGGUAUCUGCGGAUGAUCCUUUUGGACUAAUUGUACUUCUGAUGAACUUAAAAUUUUCCAUCCUGAAAUUUAUUUGGAUGUUCUAAAUUAAUCUGUUUUGUUUAACCUGCUACCAUUUCCUGGUA
Phalaenopsis equestris is the source of this 2836-nucleotide messenger RNA. Its product is annotated as endoplasmin homolog. Gene Ontology annotation, biological process: protein folding. Gene Ontology annotation, molecular function: ATP hydrolysis activity; ATP-dependent protein folding chaperone; ATP binding. NCBI's taxonomy places the organism in Eukaryota, Viridiplantae, Streptophyta, Magnoliopsida, Asparagales, Orchidaceae. The record is from RefSeq and is a predicted model, not a curated record.